CGGGGCAUCACUUGUUCAUACUGAGUGUCGUGUCGCGUAACGUAAAUCGUUAUUUAUUUUUUAUCAGUUUCUGAGAUCCUUGGUAAUUAUGAAUUAAAGAAGGUGUAAUAGCUGGUAGUUACGACAUGGCUGAGUACCGAUCCGGUUCUUAUUGUGUAUCAUCAGGGGUAGGCAGUGACUCUGAAGUUAUGGCAGAGCUAGCAGCAUUUCUCGGCCAGGAAAUUCCUGAAGGAAGAAACAACCUGGCUGAUAAUCAUAUCAAUCUUGAACGGGUUGCUGAUUAUUGUGAAGCAAAUUAUUUUCAAGCUGAAAACAAGAGAAUAGCUUUAGAAGAAACCAAAAAUUUUACUACUCAGUCAUUGGCUAGUGUAGCCUAUCAAAUAAAUACUCUUGCUUAUAAUUUUUUACAAUUAUUGGAUUUACAAACAUCUCAGCUUGCUGAGAUGGAAAGCCAAAUGAACCAUAUUGCUCAAACGGUUAUGAUUCACAAAGAGAAAGUAGCUAGAAGAGAAAUUGGAGUAUUAACAGCUAAUAAAAUUACGGUACGCCAGUACAAAAUUAUUGCACCGGCAAAUCCUGAAAAACCAAUUAAAUAUGUAAGAAAGAGUAUUGAUUACACAAUCUUGGAUGAUAUUGGACAUGGAGUACGUAGUAGUGGUACUCCAAGAAGUAAGCAACGUGGUGGAAGUCAGGGCAGUGUUCAAAGUUUAGGUGCAGCUUCCACUGGUUCUGGUUUAGGUGCUGCUAUGGUAGGACCAGCCCCUACCACUAAGCCACCUACCCCUCCUCAGACAGUAAGAACUGGAACAUUGAGCAAAGGAUCCCGAGAAUACAGAACACCACCUGCAGUUGCUCCACCUCAAGUUCCUAGUCACUAUGCUCCUAAUUAUCCACUAGGUCAUCCAAGAAGAGAACGUGGUCCUGGUUAUAGUACUCUACCUUUACAUGCGCAUACCACAUCUCACGCAAUACACAAUACCAAUCACAAUACACAUACAAACACUGCAACCCAACAUACUUCGCCACCUCAAGUGGGAACAGUUCAUCCAUUGCAAAGUCAUCCGCAAACACCACCACCAGCUCCACCUAGCGUAACAGCAGGGUAUGCCCAGGAACAACACAAUAGUAUGCCUCCACCACCUUCGCCCUUAGUCGGCAUAACUGGUAAUACGUUAGAUUUUACUAGUUAUCACACUUUGUCAGAAAGAUUGAGUCAUCAAGUUAGUCGAAGUAGUGGUGCAAGUAGCCCACCAUUACCACCACCACCGCCACCAGAACAAGAAGAACAUCCGCAAUUUGGUAGACCUACACAAUCUAGUGGUGCUAUUAUGCCUAUUGUACCGGAUGAGGAAGAUCUCCCUGGUUGGGUGCCAAAGAAUUAUAUCGAAAAAGUUGUUGCAAUUUAUGAUUAUUAUGCCGACAAGGAGGAUGAAUUGAGCUUCCAGGAAAGCUCUGUAAUUUAUGUACUAAAAAAGAAUGAUGAUGGGUGGUGGGAGGGGGUCAUGGAUGGUAUAACGGGUUUGUUCCCCGGAAAUUACGUAGAACCUUGCGUUUAAUAAGUUGUCCAAUAUUGCAUUUAGAUAUAUCAAAAUUGUGAAUAUUGGUGGUUAUUCACAAAAGACUGCAAAUUUAAGGGACAGAUUCUCUGAUUUUAAUAUCUUAUUUAGUAUUAAUAAUAAUAAGGCUAUACUAACACGAUCGAUGCAAAAACAUAGAACGACGUAACAAAAUAUGAAGUGGAAUAUGGUAAAUGUAUAAAUUACAGAUUCUUCCACAAAUCUCAAAUAUCAUGCGAAUUUUCUAAAAAUCAAACUAACCAAUCUUUAUAUCAACAUAAGAAAGUGUAUUUUUUGGUAAAUAGUAUUUCCUCCAGUGGAUGUUAUUUUAUCUCGACUUCAAUAGAUCAUAUUUAUAUACAUAUAUGCAUAAAGGCAUGUCGUUACUAUGCUACUAUAUAAUCAAUUAGCUGUUAAUUUUAUUUAUGUAUCUAAGGUGUAACUAAUACGAUGUUAGUAGUAGGUUAAUAAGUAAUCAAAAUACCAAACGUCCUGUCGUCGUGUAACGAGAAUCUUUGCGCCUUAUACUAAACAUAACUUCGUAAUAUAAAUUGCUUGAUAAGUUUAUUUUAAUAGUUAACGGUAUAUUGACCUCAGGAUUUUAGUUCUCAUAAAAUGAAGUCGAAGAAAGUAAUCCUCGUUUGAAUGUUUUAGAGAGUACCAGGUCGUAGCAUAUGCAUUAUAGAGUCAAUUAAUUUACGCGAUUUGUUUAAGAUGUAGUGAUUUCAUUUAACCAGGUAGUAUCCUACAUAGCUGUGUAAUAUUCAUACUUUGUACGGUGCUAUUUGUUAGCGCACUAUUACCACAAAUAUAAGUAUCUUUUAAUUGGCCAAGUAAUUCUGCGGUCAUUUUUACCGCAUUUCUCAUUUUUUCUCAUUAAAAAAUUAUCCUUUUAUAUAAGCUAAAAAGCUUGUAUGUAUCGACAAUAAGGGUCUCGUUUUCGUGAGGAUUACAUACUUUGGAGGAUUAUCACAGAAUUAGUACAGGAGAAUUAGAAUAGGAUUUUCAAACAAAUAAAGAGCUAGUGGAUACAAAAUUGAAUCUUUAAUUUUAAUAGAAAUUUUAAUUGAAGGUUUUAUUUGUCACUAGGGAAGCAUAAUGAAAUGUACGAAUACAAUUGUAUUUAGAAUGAAAUAAAAGAAUUGUAAUAUAAA
Molecule: messenger RNA, 2710 nt
Organism: Bombus pyrosoma
Lineage: Eukaryota; Metazoa; Arthropoda; Insecta; Hymenoptera; Apidae
Gene: Abi
Product: abl interactor 2
Exons: 5
Coding region: 126-1556 (476 amino acids)
Molecular function (GO): SH3 domain binding
Source: RefSeq, a predicted model, not a curated record